UUUCAGACCAGAGGUGCGCUCAAAAGGAUAGUGCUCGAAUUUUCGAGCAUGAUCUGGCUUGACAGUGAGAGGACUAGAGCCGUUAAAAGCACUUCUUUUGAUUGGCCAAGUAUUGUUAUGGUGCCUUAAAUCGGAUCGAAUGUCACCAUGAUGAUCGCUAUCGAAACACAUUGCCUAUGACGAUGACACGACCAAGUUAGGAUCACUUAUUGAUAUCAAAGCUAGGAUCAUCAGGUUGAUGUCCUAAUGCACAUUUGCACCACGUGCUCUAUUAAGGUGUCUUCUCUAAGAAUAUAUUUUAAUCCUAAAUCUGAAGUGUCGCAAAACUUAUAGAAGGUGCGUCUUUACUCAGGGCAAACGCUUGAAUAAGCUAAGGAGAGGUAUGGAUUUACUAUAAGAACAAGUUUGUGGCCUCGUUUUCUUCACGCUUGCUUUUUUUUGCUUCCUGUUUUUUUUCUGUCUCUUUUGGAGGCUCGCUCAUUGGUCAGUUAGCUGUGCUACUCUUAUGAUUGGCUGUUGAUAAAAACAACGUUAAUUAUAAAAGAAAUCAGCCAUGUCAAAUCCCUAUGCCCUUUCCUUUUUAAGGAAUCUAUCGAACGAGUUAGAGUGACUGUCAUGAUCAUGAAAAUAGAUUGAUCAAGGCUAUUAUUAGAUCUCACUUUUGUUAGGGGGCUGAGCUAGUUUGGAAAGUUCCCGCAUAGGUUUUCUUUGGAACCCUCGCGUGACAUAGACAAAGCCUGAUUCAAACGAGCUGUGUUGACGACAUCGUUCAAAAAUAUGAAGACAUCAUCGGUCCUUUCAGUUUGUUCUCUUGCGUUUCUAUUAACCUCAGUAUUCUGUGAUUUGAGGCUUCCAAAGAUUGUGUCUUCCCCGGAUAAUCCACUGAUUGGCAAGGGUAAAGGAAAUGCCACUUUAAGCUGGAAGUUCGAGCUGCGUCCCGGAGAGGCAUGGAAUACUUCCAUAAUCGAGGUGGUUUUCGGUGUUUGGAAGUAUCCUGGAUUCCUCAAGAAAAAACUUCUGGUCAUCAACAAAACCGGCGGACAAAAGAUAAGAGAAAACUAUGAGAAAAAGAUAAGCUGUAACUUCGACAUGUCUCUCCUGCAAGUGGAAUUUACUCUACACGAUUUGGGUAAAAGCGACGAAAACGAAUAUGGCGUUCAAGUUGAGUUUGGCCUGAGUCGAGCCCCCUUAUCGGAUAGUGUCAAGCUUCAUCUUGAAGAUCCACCCAAAAUCAACUCUCCACAACAAAGAAACAUCACCGUGAAAAAUGGGGAUCCACUAAUGAUUAGAUGCUAUGCAAGUGGAUUUCCCACACCAAACAUAUUAUGGAAAAAACAGAGGAAAAUUAUUGGAAACCAAGCUCUUUAUUUCAAUUCUAUAAAGAAAAGUGACAGUGGAGUUUACCUGUGUGAAGCUCAUAACCAAGCAGGCAAAGACAACGCGGAAAUCACUGUCAGAGUUGAUGAUUCAGACAUUCUCGAGUUCCCAACAACGCAGAGAGUUCCUGAAUCGCAUCCAGGAGUAUCAAAGGCUACUAGUCCUGUGUGGAUCAUCUGCUUAGUAACCAUUUCUGGAGUACUUACUAUACUCGUUUUGAUAACACUCACAAAAAUGCUGUGUCGCUCUCGAAGAUGUUGCCAAACGGAGAUACGUUAUAAGAAGAAAAUUGGCUUAAAAGGAUCCUAUGAACCUUUUAGUCCUAUCACUGAGCUGUAGCCAGAGCUAGGCUCUUACUUAAUGUAGACUACUGUAUCUCUAAGAAAAAUAAAACAGACAUAUACUGUAGACAUGUAGAUAUAUACAUAUAUAUACAGGCCAUGUUUUACUCAUCUGAUUUAGAAUGUCUCCGUGUACUGACUAAGAAAUAGCCAUUCGUUAAAAGUUAAAAUACACCUGUAGAAGAAUUUGAAAAGUAUGAAUAAGCAGAGAUAGCUGCACAUAAUUGUAUAAGAAGCCAAAUUUGACUGUUUUGAAUUUUUGUGCUCUCUUACAGAAGUGUUGUUAUCUGGAGCCAAUGAACACUAAAUAUGAUGAAAUAUCGAGUUUUUUCCCUUCAAUUUUUGAAGAAACCACAGAGGCGGUUGUCUUACUGUUUCCAAAUUUCUAGAUCACCACCCAAAAGCUCGUUGGUAGGUCAGAAAGUCUGAAAUCUUGGAAUUUUGAAAUUGAAACAUGUAAAUGAAGUCAGGAGAGAGGUAGUUCCAAAUUUAAACGUUCUCCAUUCGGUUCUUGUGUUUCUACGUUUCUAUUCAUACAUUCCUUACAUUACUGAGAGCUAUUUCGAGAGACAGUGAAAUUCAAUUUACAAUGACCCGCCAAAACGUUCGAAGUUUUUCCACUUUAGAAUAUAACAGUUAUUCAAACUUUCAUUCAUUUAGUUAAUUUUUUUGUUCAGUUUUUGUUAAAAACUUCAUAACUCAAGGGCUGAGAAAUGGUAUGGCCUUCCAUUAAUAAAUUCAGACACUUUCAACAUGAGCCUCGGGCUUACAAGCGAGAUCACACAAGCUCUACCCUUGUUAUUGCCGUUAUGUGCAUUUACUGAGCGUUAAGAGGUGGCUGAGAAAUUGUGGUGCUAUUGCAACCUCACUCUAAACUGAAAACACGAGGAUAUGUACUGAAGACGGUAAAAAGUAUCGUGAAAAAAGCAAGCGCUUAUUUCGGCUCCUUCAGUUCUAGAUCGACAAAGACAUGCCCUAGCGCUGAUUCCAUGUUGACAGUUUUUAGAGUAUACAACGCUCCUUCUCGAAUUUCAAGGUUAUCGCUUUUCCCGCUCGGAUAGAAUUACUUUCCUUUUUUCCUAGAAAAAAAAAAAAGCCGUAUUGUUUGUAGCCAAAAAUAGAUCUCGAGUAAGGUACAUCAAUAUGACGCAGCGCCACGCUCGACAUGUUUUCCACGGGAUUACUCUCAACGUAGCCGGUGGACAUGAACUUUCUCUUAUGCAGUUUGGUUUGUAUUUUGACACUGAUUCAAGCUACACUGGCAACUUCAGGAGAUGUCUGCCCUAAUUCUACAGAAUGGGAUACAGUUAAAGUCAAUUCUGGAGUGGACGCAAGCCUCUUUUUUAACAGAUCAAAGAACGAGAAUGAUAAAGACUUCCGAGUCUAUCGUGCUGAGAAAGAUACUUUCCAAUUUGCCCACAUGACAAAAAAUCAAUCAAAUGGCAUUUGUUCUGGCCCAUUGAAGGAUAAAUGUGAUAAGCGGAAGAUAGAGUUUCGGGGGGGUAACCAAACUCAUUUGUUGCUAGUGAAGAUUUUCAAAGCCAAUGUCAAUGAUAGUGGAUGUUACGCAGUCGUGGUUCAUUUUAAAAGUUUCAGUUUUAAAGAUGAUGAGGGAGACUGGAGAUACUUAAAAGUGAUAAAAGUAAAAGUAGAAGAUAACUCUACAGAAACUAAGACAAGUCCUAUCCCUCAGUGGACUCAGGUCUACAGCACCAGCAGUAGCUCAGAAAUCAGGCCAAGUCCAAGUCAGGCCUACAGCCCCAGCAGUAGCCCAGAAACCAGGCUAAGUACAAGUCAGGUCCACAGCCCCAGCAGGAGCCCAGGUCCUAGCAGUUCACCAGAUGCUUCACAAAAAAAUGGCCUUCCAUGGUGGGGGAUAGCAGUGAUUGUAGUAGGGAUUUUGAUACUCGUAGGAGUUUUUGUUUCUUGUAUUAUCUAUAAAUCUCGCCGUGAAAGGGCUACUAACGGACAAAUGCUGGCUCACGCUAAAGAAGGACCAGAUAAUGAGAUCGAGAAAAUACCUCUCAAUGAAGAAGCACCUGAUAACGAACAAAUCGCUCGCAUUUAAGAAGAACUUAAUAACGACUAAAUGGCUCUCACUGAAGCGCGCGCCAACUCAAUCAGACAACUGAAUGACCUGAAACACUAAUGCAGAGAAAGAUGCUGCUGUUUUCUUUCGUACUGCACUGUAUUAUUUUCAAUGUCCUAGUAAUGCCGUUACUCUUUGAGUAAUUGAAGAAAAAUUUUGUCCAUCAAAAAUUUAUGGGGAAAUAUCACAUUUCCUAACUGAUUGAGCCAUGGGAAUAAAGAUAGCCAGAUAGGUUGUGAUGUUGAGGUAUAACCUACUUUUAGGAAAUAUACUUUCUCAAAAUAAUAAACGGCUUGUUAAAAGAG
Molecule: messenger RNA, 4112 nt
Organism: Stylophora pistillata
Lineage: Eukaryota; Metazoa; Cnidaria; Anthozoa; Scleractinia; Pocilloporidae
Source: RefSeq, a predicted model, not a curated record